Molecule: messenger RNA, 1211 nt
Organism: Photinus pyralis (common eastern firefly)
Lineage: Eukaryota; Metazoa; Arthropoda; Insecta; Coleoptera; Lampyridae
Product: enoyl-CoA delta isomerase 1, mitochondrial-like
Exons: 5
Coding region: 250-1104 (284 amino acids)
Biological process (GO): fatty acid beta-oxidation
Cellular component (GO): mitochondrion
Molecular function (GO): enoyl-CoA hydratase activity
Source: RefSeq, a predicted model, not a curated record
GGGCACAGGAGAAAUGGCCGGCUGUGCAACUUACCACAGAUUAAAAGUACAUUAACCUCAAUUGUGUUUUUAGCAUAGGAUUAAAUAGGUUUUAGACUUUUAGUUUAAAUUUUUGCAAUUUCUGAAGUUAAAAAACAGUUUCGUGACGUUCGCUGCUUUCUCGACUAAAAAAUAAGCCCGCAUUAACCUGCUUUGAGAUUUCUGUGAUUUUAAGUUUUAUACCUGUUUUAAUUUAGGUACAGAUCAAACAUGAUGGCAAGUACGCGAAGCCUCCUUAGGACAAAAUCAUUGAUAAGUAAUUUACCACGGUUCAGUAGUAACUAUAAGUGCCUCGAUGUCUCUGUAAAUAACGAUAAUAACAUUACAACCGUUACUUUGAAACGCCCACCUGUAAACAGUUUGAAUUUAGAUUUGCUAUCGGAGAUUUCGGACGUGCUAACGGAUCUAAAGAAAAGUAAAUCACCCGGAAUGAUAUUAACCUCGUCUUCCGAUAAAGUAUUUACGGCAGGGUUAGAUAUUAUGGAAAUGCACAAGCCAGACCCGGAGAGAUUUAAACAAUUUUGGUAUGCCUUACAAGAUGUUUGGAUGAAGCUCUACGGCAGUCCCUUUCCAACUGCAGCAGCAAUAAAUGGUCACGCGCCUGCAGGUGGCUGUUUGCUUGCGAUGUGCUGUGAAUAUCGUGUUAUGGUACAAAAUUUCAACAUUGGUCUUAAUGAAACCCAACUGGGCAUCGUCGCGCCUAUAUGGUUCAUAAAGACGAUGUUAAACACUAUUAGCAUUAGAGAUACAGAGUUGGCACUAACAACGGGUAGGCUUUUUAAGACAGAUGAGGCAUUAGCAGUGGGUUUAAUUGAUGAAAUGGCAACCGACAAGGCAGAUGCACUAAAAAAAGCUAAUGCUUUUUUUGAAAGAUUCGAAAUGAUACCACCUAUAGCGAGAGCUUAUACAAAGGAUAGUUUGAGAGGCUCUGAUAUCGAGGAUCUUAAAAAGAAUAGAGAAAAGGAUAUCCAAACUACUCUCUCACUUAUUACACAACCUAAGGUACAGCAGGGUUUGGAAUUUUAUCUGGCGCUUCUUAAGAAUAAAAAGGAAUCUGCUGCUUGACUACCUUCGACCACAAAUUGAAGGCACGAAAGAAGAUUAAUAUUAAUGUAUUAUUUUAACACAUCUAAUUGUAUAAAUUAAUAAAAAUAAAUAUUUUAUAUAUUACA